Cucumis sativus (cucumber) is the source of this 1596-nucleotide messenger RNA. Its product is annotated as pentatricopeptide repeat-containing protein At1g12775, mitochondrial. Gene Ontology annotation, molecular function: mRNA binding; protein binding. The coding region runs from base 123 to 1085 and encodes 320 amino acids. Lineage: Eukaryota; Viridiplantae; Streptophyta; Magnoliopsida; Cucurbitales; Cucurbitaceae. The transcript is spliced from 2 exons. The record is from RefSeq and is a predicted model, not a curated record.
UUUGGACUAAAAGUUCAUUGCACAUUCUAAGCAUUGCAUCAGGAACUCUGGCGACUGUCAGGUAAAAGCUCGAACGGCCAUUACACAUUCUAAGCAUUGCAUCAGGAACUCGGGAGCAAACAAUGGCGUCCACCGGGAAAAGGGUUUUGGCAUUGGCCAGAAAUGUUUCCCUCAGUGUUCCACUUCAGUCACAGCAACCUCAUUAUCCACUUAUUUUCCGGGGAUUCUUCUCCACUGAUCCUUCAAUUUCCAUUACGAAUCCUCUGCUUCUCAAAUUGCUUCAGGAGCCAACUUCGUCUGUCAAAUCCGUGCUCGAUUCCCAGGAAAAUGGUUUUCUCUGUAGCUCCCGUCUUUCAUUGAAUGCCCUCGUUACGUCUCUUAUAUCUUCUUCAAUGCUCAAGAAGGCUCAGCUGGUUUUGGAAUGGAAAUUGGAGAAUAUGAGCAAAAAAAAUGAGAGAGAUCUUGAUUUCUACAUCAACCUGAUAUGUCUAUGCGGAAAGCUUAGAAAUUCCUCUCUUGCAAUGCGUGUCUUCAAUGUUAUGGAAUUUCAAGGAGUUAAACCCACGGUGACUGCUUUCAAUUCACUUAUAGAGGCUUGUAUAUCUUCCAAUAAUAUGAUAACUGCCUUUAGCAUAUUUGAAGUAAUGAAAAACUCCAAAAAUUUUAAACCCAACACUGACACUUUCUAUUAUUUCAUUUCUGCAUUCGCCAAAUUGCACGAUGUCAACUCUAUGCAAGCAUGGUAUUCAGCCAAAAAAGCAUUUGAAUUCUCUCCCGACCUUCGAACCUACGAAGCUCUUAUACAUGGUAGUGUGAAAUCGAACUGCUUUGAUUUUGGUGUCAAAUGUUUUGAGGAAAUGAUCUUAUCUGACAUUGUACCCAACACAAUCAUAUUGGAGAAUAUGCUUGAGGGGCUCUGUAAAAGGAAAAAUUUUGAUGAAGUGAAGAAGUUCCUAAAUGUUGUGCUUGACAAUGGAUGGGAGAUCGAUUGGAAUGUGGUUGAGAAAUUCAUUCCAGUAUGGUUUGAAUCUGGGGAGUUGGAAGGGAUGAAGGAGAUCCUUACUAAGCUAAAUAAGUGGAAUUAGGCUUUCGAUGACAAUGUAUAGUCAGUCAUAAGUAGAAUGAUAACAAUGUAUAUCCCAUGUCCAAUACAAUAUUCUGCUUUGUCUUAGGGAGUUGGAAACCCUGGAUUGCUUGUUUUUGCAUUAUGAGUUUGCUUUUCUAAAGGGUAGUGUAUUCAUUUUAGUACUUUUGAGGUGGCUACCCUCUAUAAGAAAAUUUAUGAAUGGUGAUAAACGGUCUUGACGGUCGAAGUUCAUGUGAAAGAGGCAAAAUCCUUUGGAGAUGUGCGACUCAUGCGCUUUUGUGGUCAUUUUUUGGAAAAUAGAGGAAUACCAAGACCUUGGAAGAUAAAUUUGCUUUGUUGAUCCUUUUGGGCUUUUGUUCACCAUAUAACUUCUCGAUGGUGUACAAAUUACAUUUAUGUUGUUUGAAAGUUAGUCGACGUAGUUGUAAUUAAAUUUUAUUGAUAGAUCAAUCAUUAUAGACUAUAAUCGCAAAUGUAAUUUAAUGAAGUUUGAUUCCGAUUACUAAAAA